UGUACAUAGAACAUAGAUACAGAGACACUUGUCAUCAGGAAGGUGCUCUCUCAGCACAACGGAAAAUAUCUCAAUGAUUUGACAUGUUCUGGUUGUGAAUUCAGGCUACAAGGGGUCAGAGCUCUAUAAUGAGUCUCUCUGGGAAGAGAGUGGAGGGGGUUCCUGCCUCUAAAAUGAAUCUCUCUGGGAAGAGAGUGGAGGGGGUUCCUGCCUCUAAAAUGAAUCUCUCUGGGAAGAGAGUGGAGGGGGUUCCUGCCUCUAAAAUGAAUCUCUCUGGGAAGAGAGAGGAGUGGGUUCCUGCCUCUAAAAUGAAUCUCUCUGGGAAGAGAGAGGAGUGGGUUCCUGCCUCUAAAAUGAAUCUCUCUGGGAAGAGAGAGGAGUGGGUUCCUGCCUCUAAAAUGAGUCUCUCUGGGAAGAGAGUGGAGGGGGUUCCUGCCUCUAAAAUGAAACUCUCUGGUGAACAUGACACCAAAUCUAAGAGACCAAUCCAGCAGGAGAGACCAGCCUCCCCUGUUCCCAGCUGUGUGUCCAUGAAGAGUCACCAGUCUAUGGAGAUACCUAUAGCGUUCAGAGAGGGAGACUUUUCUACUGAACAAAGAGACCAACAGGAGAGAUCAGAGUCAGAGAUUCUCAGUGGUCAGUCUUCACUAAGUCAUCAACCAGACCUGACCUCUAUAUUCAGUUUGCUUGAAGAGAAUUUUAUGACAUUUGUGAACAACGAGCUGAAGAGGUUCAAGACAAUUCUUAGUCCAGAACUCCCACAAGGCUUUGAGAGUCAGAAGCAGGAUGAGGAAGUGGUGGAUGCUGAAGAUGAGAAGCAUGAGAGCAGUGCCAGAGAGGGGGCUCUGAAGAUCACACUGCACGUCCUGAGGAAAAUGAACCAGAAGGAGCUUGCUGACACACUGGAGAAAAAUGAACUUGCUGUGAUUUGCCAACGUGAACUCAAAUCUAAUCUAAAGAAGAAGUUUCAAUGUGUAUUUGAGGGGAUCGCUAAACAAGGAAACCCAACACUUCUCAAUAAGAUCUACACAGAGCUCUACAUCACAGAGGGUGGAACAGGAGAGGUCAAUAAUGAACAUGAGCUGAGACAGAUUGAGACAACAACCAGGAAACAAGCAAGACCAGAGACUGCAAUCAAAUGUAACGACAUCUUCAAACCCUUAACUGGACAAGACAAACUUAUCAGAACUGUGCUGACAAAGGGAGUCGCUGGCAUUGGAAAAACAGUCUCUGUGCAGAAGUUCAUUCUGGACUGGGCUGAAGGAAAAGCAAAUCAGGAUGUCCAGUUUGUAUUUUCAUUCCCUUUUCGGGAGCUGAAUAUGAUGAAAGGGGAAAAACACACUUUGAUUGAACUUCUCAAUCACUUCUCAGUGGAAACCAAAGCAUCAAGAAUCUCCAACUACGACAAAUACAAAGUUCUGUUCAUCUUUGAUGGUCUGGAUGAGUGCCGACUGCCCCUAGACUUCCAGAAGAACAAGAUCUGUUGUGACGUCACAGAGUCAACCUCAGUGGAUGUUCUGCUGACAAAUCUCAUCAAGGGAAAUCUGCUUCCCUCUGCUCUCCUCUGGAUAACUACCCGACCUGCAGCAGCCAAUCAGAUCCCCCCUGAGUGUGUUGACCAGGUGACAGAGGUACGAGGGUUCAAUGACCCACAGAAGGAGGAGUACUUCAGGAAGAGAUUCAGUGAUGAGGACCUGGCCAGCAGAAUCAUCUCACACAUAAAGACAUCAAGGAGCCUCCACAUCAUGUGCCACAUUCCAGUCUUUUGUUGGAUUUCUGCAACAGUCCUUGAACACAUGUUGAAACAUAAGGGAGAAGAGGUGCCCAAGACUCUGACUGAGAUGUACACACACCUUGUGGUGUUUCACACCAAACAGAAGAAUGAAAAGUAUCUUGGGAUAGAAGAGACAGGUCCACACUGGAAUAAAGUAAGCAUUCUGUCACUGGGAAAACUGGCUUUUCAGCAGCUUGUCAAGGGCAAUCUGAUUUUCUAUGAAGAAGACCUGAAAGAGGCUGGAAUUGAUGUCAAUGAAGCCUCAUUGUACUCAGGAUUGUGCACACAGCUCUUUAAAGAGGAAUGUGGAUUGUACCAGGACAAGGUGUACUGCUUCGUGCAUCUGAGCAUUCAGGAGUUUCUGGCUGCUGUAUAUGUGUUCCUCUCAUUCAGCAACAACAAUGAGAAUCUAAUGGCCAAUCAGCAAUCAACGUCCAGGAACAUUUUUGCACUGGUCAGAGACAAGCCUGAAGUUACUUUCUACAAGAGUGCUGUGGAUAAAGCCUUACAAAGUGAGACGGGAAACCUGGACCUUUUCCUCCGCUUCCUUCUGGGCCUCUCACUGGAGUCCAAUCAGAAGCACUUACGAGGUCUACUGACAAAGACAAGAAGCAGUUCACAGAGCCAUGAAGAAACAGUCAAGUACAUCAAGGAGAAGAUCAGGGAGAAUCCUUCUCCAGAGAGGUGCAUCAAUCUGUUCCACUGUCUGAAUGAACUGAAUGACCAUUCUCUAGUGGAGGAGAUCCAAACCUACCUGAGCUCAGGAAGUCUCUCAGAAGCCAAACUGUCACAUGCACAGUGGUCAGCUCUGGUCUUUGUGUUGCUGACUUCAGAAAAGGAGCUGGAUGUGUUUGACCUGAAGAAAUACUCCAGAUCAGAGGAAGGUCUUCUGAGGCUGCUGCCAGUGGUCAAAGUCUCCAGAGCUGCUCUGUGA
Messenger RNA from Oncorhynchus kisutch (coho salmon), 2708 nucleotides. Its product is annotated as NLR family CARD domain-containing protein 3-like. Bases 129 to 2708 code for a protein of 859 amino acids. NCBI's taxonomy places the organism in Eukaryota, Metazoa, Chordata, Actinopteri, Salmoniformes, Salmonidae. The transcript has 6 exons. The record is from RefSeq and is a predicted model, not a curated record.